GUUGAAUUUCGAGGCGGGACGGGAUUAUUUUGGGGCUGGGUUAGUUUUCUUUGGGUCUUCUUUCACUUGAAGUGUGCAACAAACUUGGUUUAAUGGAACACAGACAAUGGCCGUUGGAAUUACACAUUACCACUGUGGAUUAUAAACGAAAAGACCCAGUUUUCUGGAUCGAAGCGAUUACAACCCUCACCAAGUAUAAAGCAAAACAACGUCGAUUCCCUCGGUAUUAUACCGAAUUACAAAAGCUGCAUCAGCACCUCAUAGCCACUCUCGAGGAUACCUUUAUACCCGCCUUGCCAUCGUGUCCUGUGGCUCGUUAUGAUAAGGAAGGCCAACUGCUCGAUCGGUGCUGGUGGUUCAAUGUCGACUUUGCAGGCCAGCCGACGAACAGACGAGAUACGGUACCGUUGGAUAUGAAAAUCCAACGCUGGUUGGAUCGCAUAGCCCGACAUGAGCACAGUCAGCAAAGCGAAGGGUUGCGAGAAUUUGUGGAAAGCGAAGUCGGGUUCCGCCCUCAUUUGAAAAGAGAGCGUAAACUUCGUGUAAAGAGCUUGGCGACGGCCUCGGAACAUGAUAUGGAACCGAGUUUUACACCGUGGUACACGCAUCUUGAAGAAACCCACCGUCAUCUGACCCAACUACAACUGCAAAUGGAACGUCUAGAUAAAGGAUUUAAAGACGUGGCACGAGCGUAUGUCGAUUUUACUUCGGACCUGGUACCGUAUGGCAGUAUGGAACGCAAUCCGGAAUUGUUCAUAACCUACAAGGAUUUGGCCAAGGGGUGUCAGUUACUGUCUCACAUUGAACAAUGGCAAGGCAUCGCUGCCACAGAGACUUUAGGAGAUGAGAUCAGUUAUCAAAUAGCCAACAAUGAAGCUGCACAGGGAUCCAUGAGAAGACGGCUCCAUGCUCUGUCGGAUUAUAUGAGUAGUCGAAAGCAAACCGAGCACUGUCUAAGAAUUGUGGAGCGACUGAAAUCUUCGGUGAACAUUGAUAAAAGACAAGCGAAUGACGCUAUUGCGGAUCUAGAGAUGGCACGAAGGAUAGAACGUGAUACGGAACAACGCUACGAACGGAUUAACCGUGGUCUGCAGGAAGAUCUGGAAAAUGAAUAUAGGCCGAGUGUGUCCCAAGAUAUGUUGGCGGCAGUGAAGGAUUAUGCAAGGAGUCAGUUGUACCUGGAAAAGCAAAAGUUGGCUAUUUGGCAGGAUAUAGCGAGGAAACGAAAUUAAAACAUAUACGAGAAGCGAGGUGGACUAAGGAUGAUGGGAAUUGCGCGGACUUUUUUAGGGUUCUCAUCAGGGGAAACCUAAAAUUGGAAAGGCUCUCUUUUUUUUUUUUUGAACAAUCGACCUCCCCGUUCCGGACGAACAAUCAUUCACUUUUUGCGGGUGGUGCUUUUCUCUUUACCUCUUUCUCUCCAACGUUUUUUCUUUUUUUUUUUUGUAUUUUUG
Messenger RNA from Radiomyces spectabilis, 1454 nucleotides. RefSeq lists its product as uncharacterized. Bases 93 to 1232 code for a protein of 379 amino acids. The record is from RefSeq and is a predicted model, not a curated record. Gene Ontology annotation, biological process: intracellular protein transport; retrograde transport, endosome to Golgi. Gene Ontology annotation, molecular function: phosphatidylinositol-3-phosphate binding. The transcript has 7 exons. Gene Ontology annotation, cellular component: retromer, tubulation complex; endosome. NCBI's taxonomy places the organism in Eukaryota, Fungi, Mucoromycota, Mucoromycetes, Mucorales, Radiomycetaceae.